CACCGUAGAUAUCAGUCCAGAAGGUUUACACAGUUCGGCAUGAGAUGAAAACCUGGUUCGUCGACUCAACUUCAUUUUCACAAAGGGGGCAUAAAUUGUCUUCAAAUGUAAAGCGUGCACAGAGUAAUUCUUUAGAAGGAUACAUAUUGUUCAUAAUUUUAAAGUCUGUAUCUUUUGCUUGAAUUUAAGAACUCUGGUAAGGGACGUGAAUCAUGAAGACUGACGCACAUGCUGGUGCUAAGCAAAAAAUCCCAAUUCAAGACAGGCUCCCGCUACAACCAAUCAAAUUCGCGCUACAUUGUUGAACGACCAAUCAGCGUCAGUUUUAUUGCUCGUCGGGCGGGACUUCCGGGUGGGUGUGCAAGACACAGUAGGAAGAGGAGGUCAAAUGCGUUACUGAGUUUGAUAAACGUGAGGCUGUCUCCAGGAAAGACGCAGGUAGAGAAUAAUUGUGUUUGAUUCACAAUAGAAGAUACUGCUUACAGUGCAGAGAUUAGAGCUUCGGUUAAGUAGAGAGCAGCGGUGUAGAGGUGGUAGUUCCUGAAGGCAACACAGAUCAUGUUAGCUAAAAGUCUGUGCUAACGUCAGUGUCGCGUGUUCAGUUAAGUUAUUACCUUUACAAAUAAAUUAAGAUUUUUGCUUUCCAAUAAUCUCUAUUACCAUAUUGAAGGUAAUGCAUGGUGAGUCUACGCAGACCAUUUGUUUUGGCUGCAUUAACCGCUAGCUCCUGAACUUUGCUGGCCCAUAUUUCGUCUUUGGGAACUUGUCACGGUCACAGCUGUCAUGUUUCACUCUGUUCCCCGACGUCCUAUCUGCGAGAUCGGCGUGAGUACAAUGAGGCUUCAAAGCAGUCGGUUAUUCUGGCGUACUGUGGAGGAGGGCAGGGGAAGGGUCGUGACGGUGCCGUGGCUGGGCAGGAGCAUGGGCCUGCUGCUGUCCUGGAUCCAAAGGGCAGGUGUCGGUGCCUGUGAGGCCGCCGCGGGGUCUGGCCCAAAGAGGAAGGGCUUGCUCUCCAUAUUUGCGGACCACUGCGGCUUUGUGACGGGACAGAGGCUUCGGCGUGCCUGUCAGAUCGGAGAACUCUACUCCAACCUGUACUCCGAGCGGACCAGGUGGACCCUGGUUGGGAACAUAUGGCGCAGACUUCAGAACAAGCACGGGUCCAAUGGGAGACUUUUCGCGGCCCUGGCAGGUGUGUUCAUGUGGGAGAACGAGAAGAUCAACGAUGAGGAAAUUCGCAGGUGUGGAUUUGAGCUACAGGCGAUGGAGGCAGCCAAAAGUCAAAACAAAAAUUCAGGGCCAGCAGCAGGACAGCCGGAACCCGGCUGGGAAGUUGUGAUGGAGAGGAAGGACUUCAAAGUUUGGAAGCGCCCCAUUCCCAACAGUCAUCUUUAUGAAUACAGAGUGUUGGGCUCCUACAACGAUGUCUCCCCAAGACAGUUUUUCAACGUGCAGUUGGACACAGAGUACAGGAAGAAGUGGGAUUCUCUGGUGAUCAAGCUUGAAGUGGUGGACAGAGAUGUUAACACAGGCUCUGAGGUCGUUUACUGGGCUACACAGUUCCCCUAUCCCAUGUACUCAAGGGACUAUGUGUACGUGCGCCGCUAUGAUGUUGAUUUAGAAAACAACCUGAUGGUCCUGGUAUCCAGAGCUGUGCAGCAUCCAAGAGUCCCAGAGACUCAAGACUUUGUGAGAGUCCAUUCAUACCAGUCAAAGAUGGUCAUUCGCCCUCACAAGUCCUUUGAUGAGAACGGUUUCGAUUAUCUACUAACCUACAGCGACAACCCUCAGACUGUCUUUCCCCGUUACUGUGUGAGCUGGAUGGUGUCAAGUGGUAUGCCUGAUUUUCUGGAAAAGCUGCAUACUGCUGCCUUGAGGGCCAAGAACUUAGAAGUGGGGAUCUAUGACUACGCGGGAGUCAUUAAAUCCAGUGACACCAACCGCCAGGCAAGCCAAGAGCGACUGAGUGGAGAAAACCCCCACACAGGAAGUUCUGGACAGAUGUACGCUUGAGAUUAAUAUUUCACAGACUGAGGGUUAUGUUAGUGUGCUUUCACUUGCAAAUGAACCCAAACUAAACCCUCCAACCCGAUCGCCUUGGGUACCGUGAAUUGCAAAGGGAAGUUGCAACAAAGGUGAAAGACAAACAUGUCCAUCCAUAGACAUGGUUGUAUUGGUUGUAGAUAUCAUGUCACAAGAACACCAAACUGUAUCUGUGACAGCAAAACGCCCCUUGGAAGGGAAUGCUGCCAUGGAAAUUUUCACCCAGACUGCUGGCAUUAGCAUUUAUUUUGCUUAGCCAAACAUUGCCUCAUGGCCUUUUUGCCUCCUUUGGUUAUGAUGUAUGUUUUAGAAGCGUGGGUAAGAUCGAGCCAUAAUUCCUCAUUGUUUUGAUGCUUUUGCCAAAGCACUGUUUCCUGUUGUUUUAACAUCUGUACUUCCAAUGUUUAGCAAGGCGUUGCUUUAAAACUGUUUCGCCAGAAGCCACAUCACUGAAGUGGUUUGUUUGUGGUUGGAUCCAGACAAGUUGUGGAAAUGGUUUUGCAGUACUGGACAUACAUUGGUUACUGUGACUGUCUAUAGGUCGAGGUUGAUUACAAAACGUAAGAACUACAAAUAAGAUAUCUGCACUGAUGAAAAACUGAGGCCAAACGGUGAAGGUGUUCGAAAAUGUUUCUUCAUUUUAUGGAUUCAAACUGCUUGCUUGUCGUCUUGAGUGACUGAUCUCCAUAUAACUGGACCAGAUGGAUUAACAAAGCUCAAACAAAAUGAUGCCAUUGUUGGAAAUUUUGUCCAUGUAAUCGCAAACAGAACUUGGGGCUUCUCUUCGUGUUUUUGAGCAUGCCGUUGUUUCACUGUCAGCACAGUUACAGGUUUCAUUCUGUCAGUCUCACCGUGUUCGUUGAAAACUGCCAGUGUUGACAAAACAGCCUUCUGGAGUUAAACCAGUCCUUCAGCAUUAGGGGCAUAGUGUCUUAUAACAACAACAGAGAUCCUCAGAUUAAAUGGUACUAAUGAGCUUCACUUUAGCUAUUCCAGUAAGAAAACACCUUUUUAUUAAGCCAAUGCCCUUUUUAGGAAAGCAGCACUUGUGCCACACCCCGAUCCAUUAACAUUUCAUGACAGCAAAAAAGUGAAUUGUCCCAUUCUCAUCUUGGCGCUCACAACAAGUGAAGCAAAAAUCACUCAUUUGUGCACCAUUGGAGAUAUGGGUGUCUGUGUUUUCUUUGUGUUACUGUAGAUCUUAUACAUUCAUAAAACUAUUGUCUAAGUACUGGAAAUCCUAUCUUUAUGAUCCCUUAAGCUUCUCCUCUGUUGUGAUUCAUCAGUUUUUGUUAACAAUGUGGAUCCUACUGAAACUCCAGACUUCAUCCUUCCAAAUAAAUCACCCUUUUCUGUUUCUGUAACUGUUUGCAGGGGGUGUUUGAAUGUACAAAGAGCACCACUUGCUUUGGAAUAAACUACACUGUUUACAGCCCGACAAUCUGGCGCAAAUAUCUUGAAAUCUGUGUUUAAAAGAAACAUCUCAUGUUGUGCUAAAGUUUGAUGUUAUCAUUGUCAAAGGUGGUACAUGAGUGAAUGAGCAGCUGUAUCUCAAUGAGGUCCACUUUUGUCAGGAUUUUCUGUACAUUUGAGUAUUAAUAUAUCUAUAUAAAAAUAUAUCCCCACUGUCUAUAAAGAAAUCUGUCAAGGUUUUUCUGCUAUUGAUUAAAAAAGCCCUUAUGAGAUCUACUUGAUAUGUUGAAAGUGUGAAGGAGGAAAUUAAAUGCAUGUUUUUUAAUCUUGUGUGAGACUGACCUAAAAGAAGAUCAUAAUCCAAUUCAACAUUAUGCAUUGUUUGCUAAUGUUAAGCUUGUGAAUGUAUCAUGUUAAUGCUCUGCCACAUGUGUGCCACCUGCACUAGGCAAAAAAAAGGUUGUCAGUUUUUUCCUCUGCAAACAGUAUAACAUUUGUUGUGAUUAGCUACCACACGUGAUUUUUUUUUUUGUACCAGCAGAAGAAUAAUUGUGUGAACUUGAGCUGGUGCACUUGUUACCAUGUGAUUCCAAGAGUAAUUGAAAUGGAAGAGCGACUAAUCGGUCAAAUAAACAGAGCUUCGUGUGUGUCA
Notolabrus celidotus (New Zealand spotty) is the source of this 4108-nucleotide messenger RNA. It is a transcript of the gene stard7, whose product is annotated as StAR-related lipid transfer (START) domain containing 7. The transcript has 8 exons. Gene Ontology annotation, molecular function: lipid binding. The coding region runs from base 784 to 2013 and encodes 409 amino acids. Lineage: Eukaryota; Metazoa; Chordata; Actinopteri; Labriformes; Labridae. The record is from RefSeq and is a predicted model, not a curated record.